AACGCAGCGCGUGAAGAAGGCGGCGGCAAAGAGAACACCAUGUCUUCUGUAUCGUCUUGUCACCCUUUAACAGUUCUCCAUUGUACUCCACGGGAUCCAGGAUAGCUUCUUCUUCUGCUUCAAAUUAAUCCAUAUCGUAAUCUAGUGUCUAGAACAACCCGCCAUCUAAGCGCCGCAAUAUACCCCCCAACAACCACAAUGGUUCAAACGAUACCCGCGAAGAUGCCCGAAGGCGCAAUCGUAUCAGGCGUCGAGAAGCCAUGGCACCAUUACCUGACCCUCGACCUCAUCGUAAACGUCCUCAGCUACACGGUUCUGCACCCGUUCGUCGCGUGGAUGAUACCCCUCUGCCUUCGCGCCCAGGCAACGCCGUACGACCACCCGUCCAUGUAUGUUACUGUUGCAUGGGCGUCCUUGCUUACGGUCUACGGUAUCUUGGGCCUGAUCAACGACCGCAUCGCGUACGGCCCGCCGCGCGAGGUGGAUCUCAGCGAGGAGGUGAUUGUGAUAACGGGCGGGGCAAGUGGGCUGGGCGCGUUGAUCGCCGAGGUGUAUGGGAUGCGGAAUGCGAAUAUUGCUGUGUUGGAUGUGAAGAAGUUCUCGGAAGAUGAGGCUGAGGAGAAGGGCAUUGCAUAUUAUGAGUGUGAUGUAGGAGACCCGAAGCAGGUGGAGGCGGCGGGGAAGCGAAUCGUUGAAGAUCUUGGUGUCCCUACGAUUCUAAUCAACAAUGCUGGCAUUGUCCAUGGCAAAUCGCUACUCGAGCUUUCAUCUGAGGAGAUAGAAAAAACCUUCCGAAUCAACACACUCUCACACUUCCAUACCCUUAGGGCGUUCCUCCCGGGCAUGCUCGAAGAAGAACGAGGCACCGUAGUCACGGUCUCCAGCGUGCUCGGUCAUCUCGGCGCCGCAAAUCUCUCAGACUAUACAGCCUCGAAAGCUGCUCUUCUCGCCAUGCACGCCUCCCUGGAGGCCGAGCUAGCUAGAGAUCCUAGAGGCCAAUACAUCCGCACAAUCCUUUGCAAACCAGGGCAGUUCUCUACACCAAUGUUCGCGAACGUGAAGACACCAUCGGCAUUUCUAGCCCCCGUCCUUGCACCGGUAGAUAUAGCCAAGGAGAUCAUUCGUCUGGUCGAUGGAGGUCGUGGCGGCACUAUUGCGGUACCGCUUUACGCGAGAUGGAUUGAUGUUCUAGGCGUAUUACCAGCCGGAUUGCAGUAUCUAGUGCGACGGUGGAGCGGCGUUGAUAACGCUAUGGCGGGCGUCAAUCCAAGCUCAGCUAAGAAGGUCGGGACUGAAAAGAAGGGAUAGGAUUUGAUGCUAGGGAUAUUGUGGAAUACAAGAUAAGAUAUGUACAGUAGGACGAGAGAGAUAUUAUUAUGAUCAUCAAGGAAACCAGAACAUUCAUCAUUUCACGAUAUCUCUGACCAAUUUAAUUGCUUUCUCAGUU
Messenger RNA from Mytilinidion resinicola, 1447 nucleotides. Its product is annotated as short chain dehydrogenase/reductase. NCBI's taxonomy places the organism in Eukaryota, Fungi, Ascomycota, Dothideomycetes, Mytilinidiales, Mytilinidiaceae. Gene Ontology annotation, molecular function: oxidoreductase activity, acting on the CH-OH group of donors, NAD or NADP as acceptor. The transcript is spliced from 3 exons. The record is from RefSeq and is a predicted model, not a curated record. Bases 199 to 1308 code for a protein of 369 amino acids.